GUGGACAGAACUGAGGUGGUCAGGAGCAGCCUGCACCCCGUGUUCUCCAAGGUCUUCACGCUUGACUACUACUUUGAGGAGGUACAGAAGCUGCGCUUUGAGGUCUAUGACACGCACGGACCCAGCAGUCUUGGCUGUCAGGACGAUGACUUCCUUGGAGGCAUGGAGUGCACCUUGGGGCAGUGCAUUGUCUGCCUUACAGAAGAGCUUUUCCACAGACAUGUUAAAUACCUGGAUGUUUUCUUCCUUCUAGAAAAACCUGAUGUAAAGGUAAAGGCGAGCAAGAAGAAAGUUGCUAUUCCACAGAUCAUCAUCACUAGAGCCUCAAAAGAGACUCUAGCCAGCUACAGUUCCAUCGGAAGCGAAGAGCAGAGAACCAUUAAGGAGCAGGUGGAAUGGGGCCCCUACUCCCGACACAGAAACCCCAGUACAGUAGACGCCUAUGAUUUACGAGAAUAAACAAGCACCCCGAGUA
Molecule: messenger RNA, 475 nt
Organism: Leptonychotes weddellii (Weddell seal)
Lineage: Eukaryota; Metazoa; Chordata; Mammalia; Carnivora; Phocidae
Source: RefSeq, a predicted model, not a curated record